Messenger RNA from Bactrocera oleae (olive fruit fly), 1365 nucleotides. Its product is annotated as haloacid dehalogenase-like hydrolase domain-containing protein 2. Gene Ontology annotation, molecular function: phosphatase activity. Lineage: Eukaryota; Metazoa; Arthropoda; Insecta; Diptera; Tephritidae. Gene Ontology annotation, biological process: dephosphorylation. The record is from RefSeq and is a predicted model, not a curated record.
AUAUAUAUUAUACAUACAUAGUAUUUAUUUAAACCAACCUCUUUUCUGUUAGAUUUCGGUUUUGUCGAACGCAACGCUUUUGGUUCAGAAUGUGUCUCUCUUCGCAGUAUAAGGCGCUUAGAACUUUUAACAGGAGAAAUCAAAGAUAUUUUUCGAAAAUACAGCAAAUUCCGAGCAGCAAACAUUUUUGUUUUUUAAAUACAGAUUAUUGAUAUGUGUGAAACACACAUGUGUUGUUUGCUCUGAAUUGGCAUUCUUAUCAUAAUCGAAAUUUUGUUAUCGGCUAUUAUGACUGCGGGAUUUGUGGGAGCGAGCAUUUUCAAACAUUUGUUUUCUCGAAGAAGUUUAAACAUGGUCAUAAAAGCGGCUCUUAUUGAUUUAAGUGGCACUCUGCAUGUUGAAGAUGAGCCGACUGCAGAUGCUGUAAAUGCUUUAAAAAGGUUGCGCGACACGAAUAUUCAGAUAAAAUUUGUAACUAAUACUACAAAGGAAUCUAGAAAAACUCUACAUGAGCGUUUACGAAAAAUUGGAUUUGAAUUGAAAGCACAUGAAAUAUUUAGUUCAUUAAGUGCUGCUGCGAACUACGUUGAAAAGGAGAAACUUAACCCACUUUACUUGCUAAGUGAAGACGCGAGAUCAGAUUUUCGUGCCUCAGAUCCAAAUCUUGAAAUGGAUUCAGUGGUAGUUGGAUUAGCUCCGAGUGAAUUCUACUAUGAAAAUUUGAAUAAAGCUUUUAAUUUACUUAUGGCCAACAAGAAUAACCGGCUUGUAGCCAUACACCAAGGUAAAUACUACAAAAGAGCAGAUGGCCUGGCCUUAGGUCCAGGAGCUUUUAUUAAAGGGCUGGAAUAUGCAGCAGCAGUAAAUUCUGUGCUGAUAGGAAAACCCAAUGAAUAUUUUUUUAAAAGUGCCAUUCCUGAGGGAAUAUGUCCAGAAGAAUGUGUUAUGAUAGGAGAUGAUCCGAAUGACGAUGUUGCUGGUGCAAUGAAGAUAGGGCUCAAAGGAAUUCAAGUAAAGACCGGAAAAUAUUUACCAAACAUAACAGUUCCGGAGCAGCCAACAGCAUUAGUAGAAAACUUUUCAGAAGCAGUGGACUGGAUAAUAAAUACUAAUUUAAAAUGAAUUAAAAAUGCAUUCAAUCUCGAUACUAAAUUGAAUUACGUAUAUUACAUAUAAUCUUCUAUUCAUUCAUUCUAAAUUUUAAUUACAUUGAGAAACAGUAAUUUUAUUUUAUGAAGUUUAUUACCCGAUUUUGUAUGAUUUUGACACGCUGAUACAAAUUCUGUAGUCAGUUUUUCUCUAACAGCUCUAAUUUUCGAAAUAAGAACAUAUUACAUUUUAAGCCAAAAAAAUACUACAAUUUGA